AUGGCAACUAGCAAAUCGGAUGACAUAAAAAGACCUGAGCCAGCAUCUAGACUCUCCAAAAAUGUCCUCCUUAUUUGGUUGGAUAACAACAUUAAAGAUAAUAAUGCUGAUUAUAGUAAUACUAUCAAGCAUUUAAAACGUAUAAUUAACAACGUAAACACGUUUACAAAUGGUAGACAAUGUGUUGAAUUUAUUCAAACCAUUACCAAUACCAAUGUAUGUAUGAUUAUUUCUGGUUCAUUUGAGAAAUAUAUUGUGCCUUAUGUGCAUGUCAUGUCCCAAGUAGACACCAUUUUUAUUUUUUGUGACAAUCAAGAAUGGCAUAGACAAUCGACCAAAGACUGGCCUAAAGUCAAAGGAGUCUUCACAGAAAUAACACCAAUUUAUAAAGCUCUUGAAAAAUCUGUUCACUUUUGCGAGCAAAACGCCACCGCAAUCAGUUUUGUGGCAUUAAACAAAAAGUUGGAUCAAUUAGAUCCAUCAUUUAUGUAUACUCGGAUCUUGAAAGAGAUCUUAUUAACCAUCAACUUCGAAGACAAACAUAUUAAAGAAUUUAUUACUUAUUGUCGUGAAGUAUUUGUCGAAAAUGAGUAUGAAUUACAUAAUAUUGAAAAAUUGGAAAGUCAUUAUCGUAAUCACACACCGAUUUGGUGGUAUACUUAUCAAUGCUUUUUAUAUCCUACGCUCAAUAGUGCAUUGAGAUCAAUGGAUUCUGAUAUCGUUGUCCGCAUGGGUUUCUUUAUCAAUGAUCUGCAUCUUGAUAUUCAACGACUACAUUCGGAACAAUUUCAUGGCCAUCAAUCAGGUAAAACAUUUACAGUUUAUCGUGGACAAGGUCUUUCGAAAGAAGAUUUCGACGAAAUGACAAAAACUAAAGGUGGACUUCUUUCAUUUAAUAACUUUUUAUCGACUAAUAGAAAUCGUGAUACUGCUCUUGAAUUUCUACAACAAGUUGCUACAAAUCCUAAUCUUGUUAGAAUUCUAUUUGUUAUGUCAAUUAAUCCUAGUGAUCCAACAACUCCAUUUGCUUCUGUUACACAUAUUGGCCAUUUUCAUAUGGAAGAUGAAGUUCUCUUUUCUAUAUAUCCCAUUUUUCGUAUUGGAGAUAUUAAACCAGUACAUGGAAAUAACUAUCACUAUGAAGUGAAUUUAACAUUGACUACUGACAAUGAUUAA
Messenger RNA from Adineta steineri, 1176 nucleotides. The record is from the annotation of a GenBank genome assembly. NCBI's taxonomy places the organism in Eukaryota, Metazoa, Rotifera, Eurotatoria, Adinetida, Adinetidae.